Molecule: messenger RNA, 837 nt
Organism: Leishmania mexicana MHOM/GT/2001/U1103
Lineage: Eukaryota; Euglenozoa; Kinetoplastea; Trypanosomatida; Trypanosomatidae
Exons: 1
Coding region: 1-837 (278 amino acids)
Molecular function (GO): protein binding
Source: RefSeq, a predicted model, not a curated record
AUGGCUUCCUUAUCGGAGGCACGUGUAGCACGCUUCACCUCGCGCUGGCUGACGGAGGAACUCAACAGCUUUGCACGGUCUGGUAACUGGGAAGGCGCCCUGCAAACCUUUGAACACAUGCAGCAGUCCAGCCUGGUGCGUCGGAAUGUGUUUCACUACACAACGUUACUGACGGCGUGCACUCGUGCUGGGCAGAUGGACGCCGCCAUGAUGAUCUUUCGUCAGAUGAAGGCAAAUCAAGUGAAACCGAAUGUGUACACGUACACUAGCCUAAUCAACGGCUGCGCAAAUGCCAAAAAGCUCGAUUUGGCGCUGCGUAUCUUCGCUGAGAUGCGACUGGUUGAGGUCCCACCGAAUGUGAAGACGAUGACAGCACUCAUCUCCGUUUGCUCACGAUGCGGGCAGUGGAAGAAGGGCUUCCAGGUGCUGGAUCAGUGCGAGGAGCUCUUUAUUGCACCGAAUGCUCUCACCUACACGGCGGCCAUGGACGGCUGCCGUCGCGCCGGGGUGUGCACACCGGCGAUAGCGUUGCUGGAAACAAGAAUGACAGAUCCCAGCCAGGUACGGCCAAACGAUGUGACGUACAACACCGUUCUUGGCGCCUGUGCGGCUGCCAAGGAUCACAAGUCUGCAUUGCGGGUAUACGCGCGUAUGGUGGCAGACGGCUAUGAGCCGAUAGAGUACACACGCGAGCUGCUCAAGGAGGUUUUUCGCGGUACAUCCCUCGACGGCCUUGCCGACAACUUGACGGUGCGCGUGAAGACGUCCAAGUGGGAGGCGUACGUGCCGGACUCGGAUCCGGCCACGGCAUUGCGAGCCGCCCAGGAAGGUGGCUGA